AUGAUGAUGGAAGUGGAUACUGGAAAUUCUCGGCUUUUAGAAGUUUCUACGCCUGCAAAAGAAGCAAGGAAGCAUCCGGAAACAAAGGAAAAGACAAUGGAUUGGGGAUCUAUUUCAAUUCUCAAAGAUCACAAAGAGAGAAAACGCCAUAAGAUCAUGUCACAAGGCUUAGUUUGCAUUCUAAUUUCGUUUUUUGCCCAAAUUUUGCUGCUCAACGACUUAUGA
This is a messenger RNA of Lactuca virosa, 225 nucleotides long. The record is from the annotation of a GenBank genome assembly. Lineage: Eukaryota; Viridiplantae; Streptophyta; Magnoliopsida; Asterales; Asteraceae.